Molecule: messenger RNA, 303 nt
Organism: Linum trigynum
Lineage: Eukaryota; Viridiplantae; Streptophyta; Magnoliopsida; Malpighiales; Linaceae
Source: the annotation of a GenBank genome assembly
AUGGUUCCGUCGAUGCGGACGAUAGAAGACCGGUUAGCCGUCAUUGUUGAUCCGACGACUGCACCGACGCUUCGAGCAUCUCUCGCGGUUUCAGAAGUGGCGUUUUUGCGAUGCAUGAUCUCGUGCAGCAGAUUCGACGGACAGCUACGGGAAUCGCCUCUUUCUCGGACUUACGUCGACCAACUCCGCAUCUGCCAGAUAUAUCUCGAUACUCUUUCUCCAUCCAACACCAAUGGUGAUCUCCUCGGCAACCUAGAGCCUUCACUGUUUGCGGAGAGAGACGUCGAUCGGAGUGGACGUUGA